Dioszegia hungarica is the source of this 4722-nucleotide messenger RNA. RefSeq names its product CNH domain-containing protein. The coding region runs from base 1 to 4722 and encodes 1573 amino acids. Gene Ontology annotation, molecular function: guanyl-nucleotide exchange factor activity. Lineage: Eukaryota; Fungi; Basidiomycota; Tremellomycetes; Tremellales; Bulleribasidiaceae. The record is from RefSeq and is a predicted model, not a curated record. The transcript is spliced from 12 exons. Gene Ontology annotation, biological process: intracellular signal transduction.
AUGCCGCCCUCAGGCCCCAGGUCGCGCGCCAAUCAACCACCCGCGCCAGCUCGGACCGCCAACGUGCGGAAUGAGGCCUUUGAGAGCAUCUUUGGUCGGCCGGCGGGAGGCCAUCAUAUGGCUGGCGCACCGCCUCCUCAACAGCAGCAGCAGCCUCAGCCGGGCUACCCUCCGCAGACGCAGCAGGGGCCGUACGGGUAUCAGCCGCGUCCGGCUCCGCCGUCGGGAUACCUUCAUCCCGCGCAACCAGCAUACCCACCUGCACAAUACCGCGGGGCGCCGGGAUUCCCACCACAGCCGCCUCAGCAGCAAUAUGCUCCCAGACCGGACUUUGGGGUCCCGCCUCCCCCGCCAUCACAGCAGCAGCCUCUGCAGCAGGACGGAUAUAGGUCGUAUUCUUCCCACCCAAAUUCUGACUAUCUCGACCGGCGCGCAUCACUAGCCCCAUCGACAUACUCCAACUCCUCCGCAUCCUUCUAUUCGCCUACACCCGACGCUGUCUCCCCACCCACCCAGACUGCUCGUCGAAUGCCAAGCCAGACCUUCCCUGCCCCUUCACACCGCAUAGAUCCACCACCCCGAUCUACAAAUGGAUCUCUCGCGCCAACUCCCGCGCAGGCAUAUCAGGCAGGCUACGCACCCUCGCCCACAUCAUCCGUCUUCCCCUCCCGACCCUUCCCGACCCCAGUCGCUGGCCCCUCCAGGGAAUCGUCCAUGUCCAGCUCGCGCGGCACGCCGGCCCCUGGAGCGAGCUCGCAGAUGUCCAGACCAGUCUUGGAUGUGGAUACGAGGCAUCAGUCACCGACGGCGGGGAUGUAUGAGGAUUUCAAGGCGAUGGGUUUUGAUGGAGCUGGUGGCGGACCGUUGGAUGUGGUUCCGGGGAUACCGAAGAAGGGGACAGAAUCGCCUGUAGCUGCGGAAUUUGGGAAGCUCGCAGAGCGAUAUUCGGGAGAUUAUGAUAACCAAUACACCCAUCGGAGAACAGAUACGAGCGCGUCGAGAUCCAGCAAUGGAGCGCCGGGAAUGCACAGGCGGAUGGCGUCGGAUUCGAGCAUGAGCAGUGGGGGAUAUACGUUGACGGGGAUAGGAAGGUCUAUGGCACCCCUAUCUCAGAUCGACUCGCCCACUUCACCUGAAACACCCACGGACGGAUACAGUUUCGCUGCACAAGCGAACGCUCGGAAAUCAGUCGACUCGACGCGGUCAGACGGCCUUCCUCCUGGUGCUGGGGUGGGCUACGACCGCUCCACCUCCUUCUCUGGCUCCUCUACCACUCGAAAAGAGGCGACCGCCGCCACACGCUCAGGCUCGGUCGGACAUGGCGCCACUACCCGCCGUCCUGUCCCCGGCCCUUCAGCUUACGCCUUUCCCACUCCCAUCCCCUCCAACCGGUCCCUCCACGACACCCUUCAACGCUCAACAUCUUCCCCACGCACCGUCGCCAUCUCCUCUCUUACCAUCCCCAACAUCUACCCUGCGCUCCUCUCGCGCGUUGCCGAGGUGUUCAAGCAGCUCGUCUCCCUCACAGAGCACGUCAAGGACGGCAUCACGUACAAAGACGCCUUUGACGGUCGUACCGCCGUCAGCAUUAUUGGCGAUAUCAUCAAAACGCCAGAUCGGAAUCUCGCACUUUUGCUUGGUCGGGCGCUCGACGCGCAAAAGAUGUUUCAUGACGUCACGUAUGACCAUCGACUCCGGGACAAUCCGCACGAGGUGUAUCAGUUCAAAGAGCGGCUGUCCGCGCCGUUCAUGCCUGGCGCGAUGCCAGCGGAUUCGCCCAUGUCGCUGUCGGACCACCAGCAGGGGUUGGCGCGGACGACUAGUUCCGGAUCCACGUCCAUCAUGCGCCGACCGGGACCGCAUCCUACGCCCCAGACACCCGAGUCGUCCUCACUCCAGAUGAGCGACAGUCAGGCUAGUCUGCCCACUACGGCGGCUACGAGCCAGGCGAGUCUUCAGACCCCACCCGUCGUCAAGGCUGGAGCGGGACCCGAGGAUGAGGAUGGAGAGGAGGACCUGCCAGUCGGAGUGUUUACGCUUCUCACGGAUUGUUACUCCCCUACUUGUUCUCGAGAGAGUCUGUGUUACUCCAUCAACUGUCCUCGGCGCCUGGAGCAAAUGAAGCGGUUGAACAUGAAGCCGACGGGGCUGAGUCGCAAGUUGUCGGAAGAGAGCAUACACGAUGUCAAGGAAACCGGGACGCUCUGGGUCCACUCUGUCUCUCAAGAAAUCCUCGAUAGCGUCGACGACCGCGAAAAGUCGCGUCAGGAAGCCAUCAACGAAGUCAUCUACACGGAGCGUGAUUUCGUCCGGGACCUCGAAUACCUCAAAGAGAACUGGGUCAAGCCUCUCCUGUCAAACGACAUUAUCCCCGCGGCGCGCCGGGAAGACUUUGUGCGGCAAGUCUUCUGGAACGUCCAUGAUGUUUGGAAUGUCAACCAUAUCCUCGCCGAACGGUUGACGAAGCGGCAGAAACAGCAGCCGGUGGUACAGAGCCUGGGUGAUCUGUUUUUGGAGCGAGUGCCCCUGUUUGAGCCGUUUGUGGCGUACGGGGCGCAUCAGCUGUUUGGGAAGUACGAGUUUGAGAAGGAGAAGGGGGCGAAUCCGGCUUUUCAAAAGUUUGUGGAUGAAACCGAACGCCGUCCCGAAUCCCGUAAACUCGAAUUGAACGGUUAUCUCACAAAACCCACUACCCGUCUAGGUCGAUAUCCCCUCCUCCUCGCUGCCGUCCUCAAAUACACGCCCGACGAUCAUCCAGAUAAGGUCGACUUGGCGGAAGCGAUCAAGCUCAUCCGGGCUUUGUUGACCAAAGUGAACAUCGAGAGUGGGAAGAGCGAGAAUGUGUUUGAGCUGGCGCAGUUGGAGACGCAGCUGGUGUGGCGGCCGAGCGAGACCAUUGACCUGAGACUGCGCGAUAAGAGCAGAGAGAUGGUACAUAAAGGUCCGCUCAAGCGGAGAGGAGGUAACAGGGACGAGAUUGCGGAUCUGCUGGGGUUCUUGUUUGAUCAUGCGUUCCUUCUGGCCAAGCCAAAGCAUGUCAACAAGGCGGAGCAGCUUCGAGUUUAUCGACGACCAAUCCCCCUCGAGCUCCUAGUCGUCAUCACCCCUGACGAGACCUACAACGCCAAGCUCUCGGGCGGGACCGCCGCCUCCGCCGCCGCGGGCGCGCGAGGCCGACUCGUACCCCGCCCGUCAGCCGGAAAGUCGGCUGCGGCACACGUCCCUCCCAAGCCUGAGAGCAAGCACGGCUACUCGAUAACGAUUGUCCAUCUCGGCAAGAAGGGGUACUCGAUGCAGUUGUGGGUGGAUACGUAUGUGAGCCGAAAGAAGUGGCUGGAGGCGAUCGAUAAGCAGCAGACGGUGCUGAGGGAGCGGAGCUGCGUUUUUGUGCCGGAGACGAUUACGGAGGGGUGGUUUGUCGGGUUGAGGAGGAUACACUGCGUUUCACCUUAUGACAACGGCAACCGAAUGAUCUACGGAACCGACGACGGCGUUUACUUUUCCAACCUCCGCGACCCCAAACUACGAGAACCCGUCAAAGUCAUCAACCUCCUCGACGUGACACAAGUAGACGUCAUCGAGGAGUUCCAGCUCCUCAUCGUCCUGCACGAACGCAGCGUCACUACAUUCCCUCUCGACUGCCUCGACCCCAACGAUCCCAACGCGGCCAUGAAGCGCGGCAAGCGGAUAGCGAGCCAUACCUCCUUUUUCAAAUCGGGGUUGUGCCUCGGCAAGAUGCUCGUCGCGGUAGUCAAGAGCUCGACGUUGAGUUCGACGAUCAAGGUGCUGGAGCCGGUGGAUCCGAUGAGGGGUGGGAAGAAGGUGCAGGGGGGAUUUAUGAAGCGGUUGAAUGGUGGGAAUGAGGCUUUGAAGCUGUUCAAGGAAUUCUAUAUUCCUACAGAAUCGUCCUCGGUUCAUUUCCUCAAGACCAAGCUCUGUGUCGGGUGCACGAAGGGAUUCGAGAUUGUCGAUCUCGAGACGCUCGACAUGCAGGGUCUGCUUGAUCCCAGCGAUCAGAGUCUGGACUUUGUGCUCAAGCGGGAUAAUGUGCGACCUAUUGCUAUUUACCGGAUCGAGGAGGACUUCUUGCUGUGCUAUGACGAAUUCGCUUUCUAUGUAAACAAGAACGGGUGGCGGAGUCGGCCAAAGUGGGCUAUUAUCUGGGAAGGCGUCCCUACCGCUUUUGCCCUGCAGUUCCCCUACGUCAUCGCGUUCGAGCCGACCUUUGUCGAAGUCCGCUCCGUCCACACAGGCGAUCUCGUCCAAAUCAUUCCCGGCAACAACAUCACCUGCCUCUUCGCCGAUACCCCUCCUUCCCGUAUCAAUGCCGCUCCUGUCCAGCCCAAUCGUCAAAUGAUGUUUCCCCCUUCCUCCCAAUCCGGUCCACCUGGAUCGUAUCGACCGCCCAAUGGGCCCCAGGGGUAUCCCCAGGGUUUCCCCGCUCCUCAACCAUAUGCGAACGGCUUCCGCCCUCCACCGGGAGCAGGACAGCAGGGGUAUAUGCCCCCUCCGCCAGCGCCACCAGGGGGUCCGGGACGAUUUGUCAGGGAUCAGAUCAUCUUUACGAGCGAGGAGGGACAUGUGCAGUUCCUGAAAUUGCCGCCGCCGGGACAGAGGGGCAGCUUUGCGUCAAACACGUCGGCGGCGACGAGUACGACCACGCUAGUGAAUUUGUCGGGUGCACCGAGUGGGCGGCUGGAUUCGAUCAGGGGGUCGAGGUAG